Oryzias melastigma (Indian medaka) is the source of this 1047-nucleotide messenger RNA. RefSeq lists its product as uncharacterized. NCBI's taxonomy places the organism in Eukaryota, Metazoa, Chordata, Actinopteri, Beloniformes, Adrianichthyidae. Gene Ontology annotation, biological process: response to bacterium. The transcript is spliced from 6 exons. The record is from RefSeq and is a predicted model, not a curated record. Bases 1 to 1047 code for a protein of 348 amino acids.
AUGGAUGGAAUAGACUGCAACACUCGAGUCUUCAGAGUGUGGAUGGGGCUGGCAAGCAGCUUGGUGAUUCCGGAGGAAAACACUGCCAGUCCACAGUGUUGUACAGACAAAGGAGUUGAAACAAAGGCUGCAAAUGCUGGAGACGAUGUGACCCUGUCCUGUUACAGUGAAAGCCGGGACUUUGGAAUAUUUUUCUGGAUCAAAGUUGUUCCUGGAAAAAUGCCUGAAUUCGUAGGAAAAGGAUUCAGUAAUGAUGACAAAGAGACCAAGAUUGGUCACUUUACAACCAAACAAGAUGAAGGAAAUUGUAUUCUUCAAAUUGCAAAAGCAAAGACAAGUGACUCUGCCUUCUAUUACUGCUUAAAAACCAUAGGCUUUGAGAGAUUCUUUAUGAAGGCAGUGUUUCUUGAAAUUAAAGGACCAGACUCUCAAGUUUCUGCAGUCGUUCAAAGCUCUGUUGAUCCGGUUUCUGUAGGAGACGUUGUGGCUCUGCAGUGUUCAGUUCUCUCUGAGUUUAAAAGUGAAGCAUGUCCAGAAGAACAGAGAGUGUUCUGGUUCAGAAAGACUGAAGAUGAUUCUCACCCCACUUUUAUGUACGCCAGAAGCAGCAGUGAUGGUGACUGUGAUGGGGGUACAGAGUCUCAGCCUCUGCAUAGUUGUGUCUACAGUUUCUUGAAGAACGUCAGCUCCUCUGAUGCUGGACUUUAUCACUGUGCUGUGGCUGCAUGUGGAAAAAUGAUUUUUGGAAAUGGAACAAAACUGGAUGUUCAAGUUGACAGCACACAAGAUUCAAUGAGCAGCAAUGAAUUUUUCUUUCUGUCUUUUGUAACUUCGGUUUUCGGUCUCAUGAUCGUAACAUUUCUGAUUUGUGUUGUGUCAAAAAAAUCCUGCGCUGUCUGCAAAGCAGCGUGUUUGGUCUGUAAAGCAACGGCUGAAUACCAGGAGAGAAAACAACAAACUACAACUCUCACCAUAGCAGUCUUUACUAAGAACAAAGCUGACAAGACAGAGAAAAGCAGCAGCAAAGGACGAGGCCGUCUACAGUAA